AUGUCCGACGACGAGGCCGAGAAAAAGAGGAAGCAUGACGAGGAGCUGGCGAAACUCUUCGAGGAGACGCUGAGAGAGUUCAAGGAUACUGAUGAGCCGAAACCGAAAAAAACGAGUGAUGAUGAUUUGGACGAGUUCAUGGCGAUUCAUGAUCAGAAGGCGGCUCAAAAAGCCGCUAGCGAUUUUCAGCAGAUGCUCUCACAAAUGGUGCAGGUUCAGGAGGAAGCUAUGAAGAAAGUAGAGUCCGGCGAAAUCACUGAUCCGCAACUUGAUCCGAAUGAUCCAGAAUCGAAAGCGAUGAUGGACGCGCUCAAACAGCUCAUGGAGUGCUCAUCGACGGUGGCGAACGCGAGCACCGCCGAGGAGUUCAUGGCCGGCCUCGAGAUGCUCCGAUCGCCGGAUGCUCCGAUGGAGCCGUUCAUGCAAAUGAUCAUGCAGACGCUCGCCUCGAAGGAGGUCAUGUAUCCGCCGCUCAAAGAGAUUUAUGACAGCUAUCCGAAGUACUUGGAAGAGCACGGCGGCGAGCUUGACGCGGAGACAACUCAGCGAUACAAGAAGCAAUAUGAAGUUCUUGAGAAAAUCUGCAACGAGUUCGAGAAUCAGCCAGAUGUGCCGAUUGUUGAGCCGGAAGCGGCCGCUUCAUCGCCGCUUGAGCCGAACGCACCGGCCGACGGGCAAGAGCAAGUCGCCGAGCCGUCGGAGCAAAUGAAGGAAUCGGCCGAGCAUUUUGAGCGACUUGGCAAACUGUUGGUGGAAUUGCAAUCCUAUGGAUAUCCGCCGAAAGAGUUGGUCGGAAAUCUGCCCGACGGAUGGGUGAUUGACGAAUCCGGUCUUCCAAAAGUCGAAAACGCGUCCGCCGCCGCUGAUGCUUGCACCAUUAUAAUUAUGACGAUUUCUUAUGCAUCGGUUGUUGAUCGAAUCUAUUCUAGACGGGCUUCGGAAUUGUAUUCGAAUAUCGCCUAUUUACACCAUCCCAGUGGAGUUACGGUUAUCGUUUUGCGGCAGAUUCCUGAAAGCGAAGUGGAGAGUAUCGAUUUUGGGAGCACAAAGAAACAUGGGGCUGAUCGAUCGGAGAAAAUGGUGGUCGGAAAAGGCAAAAAAGGUGGUCUGUUACUUCAACCGGACUCCAAAUUAUGCACAAUCAAAUGUAAAAAUGGAGAAGAGAUUGUGGUAAGAGCAGGCGUUUGUGGGACACUUGUUGAGAUCAAUGAUCGCCUCAAAACUCAACCGGAUCUUGUUAGAACAGCGCCUGAGAAUCAAGGGUUCAUCGCCGUUGUCACAUACGGAGCCGGAAAACGCGAAACCGAAGGCUUUGGGGAAGUUUUGCCCGAAAAACGACUUCACCUUCAAAAUGGUACCUAA
Messenger RNA from Caenorhabditis bovis, 1362 nucleotides. The record is from the annotation of a GenBank genome assembly. Lineage: Eukaryota; Metazoa; Nematoda; Chromadorea; Rhabditida; Rhabditidae.